GGGAGCAUCUCUGAGAAGAGAACAAUGGAGAGCUCUUGAAGGACUGUUCUCCGUAAAAGUGAUCUUGGGCGAGUUGCCCAGCUUCUGUUUGGGAGCAUCUUUGAGAAGAGAACGAAGGAGAGCUCUUGAAGGACUGUUCUCAUUAAAAGUAGUGAUCUCGGGCGAGUUGCCCAGCUUCUGUUUGGUAAAAUGACUAGCAGAGUGAAUGAUCAGAACCUCAUCCUUUACCCCUAUGCAUAUAUAUGCAUCUAUGUAUCACCUUGAAUGCUCAGAUGAUAAAUAUUUUUAUUUUUGAUACGUUCUGAGUUUCUUCAUGGCUGGGGCAGUAGUUGUAGCAUCAACUAUUGCUGGUGGAGUGGCAGCAAUAGCAAAUGUGGUUAGUGCGGCAGCUGAUGCAAAGACAGCCUUUGUGGAUCCAUAUAUUAGCAACCAUACUUCUUCAAAUGAUGUAAAGGAGGUUCGUGAUAAAUUAGACAAGUCAAUAGGAAGGCUACACGCAAAAAUGAAGGAUUACAAGAAAGAAGUUGAACAACAUGAGAUAAAGGAACAAUCAGAAAUUUUCAAGCAAUGGAUUAAAGAUGUUUUAGAGCUCGAGGAUCAAGUGAAAAAAUUAAUAGUCAAAUAUGACAAGGAAAGUGAGAAGUUAUCUUCCAAUUGCAAUGAAGAAAUGAAAAAGAAGCUCGAAAAAGUGAACGAACUUUUGGGAUUUGGAAAUCAAAUAAAAGAUCAGUUGAUGGUUGAUCAACAACUGAAAUCUGUUGUCAAGAAAAAGGCACCUUGUAUUGAGAAAAUUCAGAUGUUCCAAGAUAGACUUAUGGAUGUAUUAGAAUCACUAAGAAAUGAUAAAGUUAGUUGGAUCGGAAUCAGUGGGAUGAUAGGAGUUGGCAAAACAACCAUAAUGUUAAACUUGAAUAACCAUAAUGAAAUUGCUGAAUUAUUUGACAUAGUCAUUUGGGUGGAUGUUUCUAAAGUAGAUAGUGAUAAAAACCUUGAUGCUAAGGAUUUGCAAUGCAAAAUUUUGAAAAGAUUGAAUAAGGAAAGCACUGAAGAUGCACAUACCAAUGCAAGUAGAAUAUCAAUGACAUUAAUGGAUAAGAAAUAUCUGCUACUUCUAGAUGAUGUUAAGAAAUGUCUCAACUUAGGUGAGAUUGGAAUUCCUGAUGGCAAAAAAGGUAGUAAGGUUGUUUUGACCACUAGACAUAUUGAAGUUUGUUCUUCGCUAGUGAAUAGGGUAGUCAAUGUGAAACCAUUGUCUAAGAAUGAUGCAUGGGAGAUGUUUCAAGGUAUCCUAGAAGACCCUGAAUUUCAUAAAGAUCGACAAAAAAAUUACCUUGCAAGGAAAGUAUUGAGCAAUUGCCAUUAUAUUCCACUAUUGAUAGAACAGCUUGCAAAAACCAUCAAACAGAAAAUCAAAAUGAAAGAUAGUUCGUUCAUUUGGGAAAUUGGAUGCAAUUUGCAAUUGUUGCAUGAGCAAGCAUCCAAAGAGCACGUAGAAGAGUAUUAUAACUUGUUAAAAGGAUUCUACUAUAGGCAAAUGGGUGAUGUCGUCCAGAAAAGAUGCUUUCUUUUUAGUGCCUUGUAUCCCGAAGGGAGUGACAUCUACUUUGAACAUUUGAAGGAGUGUUUGGCAGCAUUAUAUUUUGAUGGCAAUGACUAUGAGAAUGUAUCUUGGAAGGUGUGUAAUACCUUGGAACACCUUGUGAAUCUUUCAUUACUUGAAAAAAGUAAAGAGAACUGUGUUACUAUGCGGAAAUUUAUAAGGAAAAUGGCUUUGUAUUGUGCAUCAGAGGAUCCGGAAUGUAACUAUCUGGUUAAAACAAACGAAGAAUUGCAAGAAUCCCCAGAUGCAGAAUCCUGGAGGAAUCAGCAUCAUGUCUCGCUGGGUCAGAAUAAAUUUGGUUGGUUACCGCCUAUCCUAGAAUGUAGUGACCUUUCAACACUUCUCUUACAGGAAAAUUGGAAUUUGAAGGAAAUCUCUCCAUCAUUUUUCCAGUAUAUGAAGAAGCUUAAGAUUUUGGACAUGUGUCAAACUGGAAUUGAGUCCUUACCAUCAAGUAUAUCAAAUCUGAGCAAUCUCAAGGUGCUCUAUUUGCGAGAUUGUCGGUCUCUGAAGCAGCUUAAUUUUGCAAUACAACUUCCACUUCUUGAAGUGCUUGACAUUCGAGGUAGUAAGAUCCACAACAUACUAACUCAUACCAAAAACUUAGAGCAUCUAAGACGGCUGUGGAUAUCCUUUGAGAAAUGUAGAGUGGAAAAUGGCACAGAAGUAAGAUUGUCUCAGUUAUUUGCACUGGAGGAAUUGGUUAUCCAUAUGGAAUCGUUUGAUCAAUGGAACAAUAAGGUGUUGAUUAAGGAUAUAGUAAAAGAAGUUGCCAGUUUGGAAAAGUUGAGGAGCCUUCAGUUCUUCUUUCCUGAUAAAGAAAAGGUCAUUAAUGUCAUAAAAGAUGAACCUAUGCUUGAAGUGCGUGUUCCUCAUGUAGAGAUUCUUCAAAUUUUUAUUGCGCAAAGCUGCUUAUGGAGAAAAUUCAGUCACAAAAAACCGUUUCUACUUUUCAUUGGCUGCCAAAUUCCAGAAGAUCCUCUUUUUUCUGUGACAUUAGGGUAUGAGAAAUAUAUUAAAUAUGGCGAUGGUGAAGGAACCGACCCUCAAAUUCCUGAGGUACUUGCUAAUGUCGAAGCAUUUGAAUUGGUCAAUCACAAGGAUAUCAUGCAACUGUCAGACUUUGGAAGAGUGGACCGUGCAUUAUCGAACUUACAGCAUUUAUACUUGAAAGAUCUACCAAAUAUGACAAACAUUUGGUCAGAACCAGGGGAAUGUGGAAGCUUAGUAAAACUCAAGACUCUAGUUUUGAGUGGAUGCCCAAUGCUGACCACUAUUUUUCCUGCAAAGAUAAUUCAACAACUUCGUAACAUGGAAUCUUUAACAGUUGAGAAUUGUCCAGGAGCAGUUAAAAUAUUCGAGAAAUUUGAAAAUGAUGGAAAUGGUCUGAAUCAGUUGCCAAAACUGAAGGAAAUGGAGCUCAAUGAAUUGCCGAACUUAGAAAAUAUCUGGGCUGAUGAGUCAUCAAAGUGCCAAUCCUUGAAGAAGCUUACUCUUUUUAACUGUCCAGGCCUGGUUGGAAAAUCAGUGCAAAUUAAUGCACCAAAUCUUGAAAGUUAUGGGCAACGUUGGUAGAAUGCAUUGCAACAGCAGAAUUAUGUGAUUUGCAUUUUGAGCUUACUAGCUGGUGCAUAGAGUUUUCUGGUGAUGUAUCUCUGGAGUUCGGAUUCCUUGUCCUCUUCUCAUUAUCGCUGGAUUAAUUCAGAGAUUCUAAUGAUUCGGGCUCCUCGUGGUUGGUUUUUUGUUGUUGUUGUUGUUGUUCCUCUCUCUCUUUAAAAGUUAUUCUCUUGUUCUAAGUCCUAUGUAAAGACGAAAAUUUUUGAAACAGAAACCUUAAGGUCAGACCCAGUAGUUGUGUUCCUGUAUCUAAGAAAUAAGCUUUCUCUUGUGUGUUUUGUUGACAUUCUGAAAUUCAUGAUGGGGGUGUUUGGCUUA
Messenger RNA from Diospyros lotus (date-plum), 3535 nucleotides. RefSeq names its product putative disease resistance protein At4g19050. The coding region runs from base 314 to 3175 and encodes 953 amino acids. Lineage: Eukaryota; Viridiplantae; Streptophyta; Magnoliopsida; Ericales; Ebenaceae. The transcript is spliced from 5 exons. Gene Ontology annotation, molecular function: protein binding; ADP binding. The record is from RefSeq and is a predicted model, not a curated record.